Messenger RNA from Auanema sp. JU1783, 645 nucleotides. The record is from the annotation of a GenBank genome assembly. NCBI's taxonomy places the organism in Eukaryota, Metazoa, Nematoda, Chromadorea, Rhabditida, Rhabditidae.
AUGUUUUCAACAGGGAUUCCCAAAAAGUCGCUUUUCAGCGUUGACCAGCUUCUAGCCAAUACAAACACGAAUUUUACAAAUAAUAAUACGCUCAAUGCCAGUCUUAUCUAUCCUAAGCUGCUAGAUUUCAACAGUUACUUUUCCACUGCACGAAAUCAAUUUUCUUCUUGUAUUAACGGUAAGACUCUUCUGACACAGAAAGGAUGUCUGGAUAGUUCAAACUACUUACAAGUUUUCGAACAGAGCAAUGGAAAGAAAGCUGAGAUAACACAAACUACCAAGACUAAUACCUGUGACAUUCCUAUUCAGAAAAGCCCUAGCACAGACUGUUCGGAACCAGAUAUGGAAAAACUUCGAUUGCAAAUGACCUUCAAUAGGUGUAUGCUAAGGAAACAUCGCAAUAAUAGAAAACCGCGAACUCCUUUUAGCUCUUUUCAAUUAACAUCGUUAGAAAAUAAAUUCCAACACAAACAAUACCUCAGUAUUGCCGAAAGAGCAGAAUUCAGUGCUUCAUUGAAAUUAACAGAAACACAGGUUAAAAUAUGGUUCCAGAAUCGCAGAGCGAAAUCGAAAAGAUUACAAGAAGCAGAAUUGGAAAAAGCAAAAAUAUCAAAUUUGGUAAACUUCACAUACAGACCACUCUGA